CUCAGCAACACGUCCAGCACACCCAGCCGAACCUAGCGUUUCUGCACUUCAUGUUGCCAUGGAGCUUGAUGAUCCAGGCAAGGAGGAGACGGAGGAGGAUGGCCCAGGCCGGCUGGCGGAGCGUCUUCGAUGGCUCUACCUCUUCGCUUUCUGGUCACAGUUCAAGCCCUCCGAGCCAUUUCUCGUCGACUACCUCAUUGAGGAGAAAGGCAUCGGGAGCGAAGAGGUCUAUCAGGAUGUCCUGGAUCUCUUCGUCUACUCACGGCUGCCCUUCCUAAUUCUCGUCGGCUUUUGCGCGGAGAUGGAAAGCUGUGGCUAUCGUGCCAUCUUGGUGCUGGGCGCCGCCUCUGGAGUUCUCACCGUCCUGUUGACCCGCUUCGGCGUUCAGAUGUGCUUGCAACAGGCGGCACAGUUCACCGUCUCAGCCGCCUUCGCCUCCCGCGUGGCAGUGCCCUCCUUGGCCUUCACCUUGUGUUUGCCCUCGCAAUUCCAGGAAGCCAUUCAUACUGUCAAAGCGGUGAUGCUCUUCUCCAACUGCUGCGCCAGCGCGCUGGGCGAACUGUUGCGGGACGGGGACUGGGUGCCGCUGAAGGUCUUGUUCGACUUGUCCGCCCUGGGCCAGGUCCUUUCGCUGAUGUGUGCAGCCUGUCUCCCGGUGCCACGGGCCUCUGUCGCCACGCCAACCGCUUCUGCGAUCUCCAAUACUUUGGAAGAACACCUGCUGCCACGGAGCCCGACUGCAGCUCGAUGCUCUCCCAAAAGCGCGUGCGAGGUCUUCAAGGCGUUAGUCCAAGAUGUUUGGCUCUCCCUCUGGCUGCGGCGGGUCAUGUGGUGGACCGCCUGGGCCUUAGCCAUGAAUCCCAUCCAUGGCCUCACGCUCACGUAUUGGCAGAGUAUGGUUCGCUCCAAACACAUUUUGAAGGACCACAAUGGUUAUUUGUCUGCCUGCAUGUACUUGGCGGCCUCCGUCGGUGGACCUCAGUAUGACUGACCUCGGCAUAUGACGUUCGCACGAACUGGUGCAUCCGAAGAAAUGACAGAACGUCACAAAGCAAAUAUAUAGC
This is a messenger RNA of Durusdinium trenchii, 1064 nucleotides long. NCBI's taxonomy places the organism in Eukaryota, Dinophyceae, Suessiales, Symbiodiniaceae. The record is from the annotation of a GenBank genome assembly.